CAUACAAGGACUGAAGACUGAAGACGGGAAAGGCGAGAGGGAGAGACAGCGAUGGAGGAGGAGAUGCAGCAGGCAGAGGUGGCAUACUGCGUGCCCAAAAUUUGCAGGCAGAGAAGCCCCUACAGCGCUCUCAAAACAUUCCCCAGCAAGAGGCCAGUUGGCAAGAGGUACGACAGACCGACCAUGGUGGAGAUCCCGCUGAUGGGUGCCGGGGGAGGGUACCACCAACAUCAUCCAAGUCAUCAGCUCCAGCAACAACAACAGCAUCACCAGCCCUCCAUCAUCAGCAGCAGCGAAAGUCAUCAGCAGCAGCAGCGUUUCCACUACGAGAACGGGCCCAGAGCAGCAACAUCCCCUAGUUCAGCAUCCCUCGGCACUCGGCAAAGGAUCACCGGCGCCCCAGCGGGUCAUCUCACCUCCAGGUACACUGCCAGCCUUGGGCGAGAGACCGCCGACUCAAACCUGGGAUUCAGCGCAGAGAAUCGCAUGAUUUUAGAUGCCUUUGCCCAGCAGUGCAGUCGAGUGCUAAGUCUCCUCAAUAACAAAGGGAAGUUCCUGGACCCCAAGCCACCCCAGUCAGUACUGUCCCUCAUAAAACAAGAAGAAACGUGUUACAGGGAAAGGCCAGGUGAGUGUCAGCUGGCAAAGGGAGCUCAUGGGGAACCUCAGACUUCAGACAGUCCGGACAUGGAGCUGCAGUACGCACAGACGAAGCACCAGACCUCCGCCUUCCUCCGCGUCUUCACCGAAUCUCUCCAGAGCUACCUGAUCUCUGGGAGCCGGCCCUCUCAGAGUACCUACAGUCACAAUGGCAACGACUUGGAUCCCUUACCCACCUCCCCGGCCCACACUCUGGAGGGGUGGACAUCACCAGCCACCUCAGAGUCUCACGGCCACCCAUCUUCCACGCUCCCAGAGGAAGAGGAGGAGGAGGAGGAGGGGUGCUGCCCCAGGUGUCUGGAGCUGGAACAAGAGGUCCUGUCACUUCAGCAGGAAAAUGAGGACCUCAGAAGGAAAGUGGAUAGUGUGCCAGUGCCCUGUCAGGAUGUCCUAGACUAUUUCAAAAGAGUGCUUCAGCAACACAACCAGUUUGUGCAUCCGCAACCCGAGGAACAUCUUACAGAGGUACAGUGCUUACUUACAGAGGGAAGUAAGCAGUUGCUUGGCAACUAUCCUGUUUACAUCACCAACAAGCAGUGGGAUGAGGCAGUGAACUCUUCCAAAAAAGACGGCCGCAGGCUGCUACGCUACCUGAUCCGGUUUGUGUUCACCACCGAUGAACUGAAGUAUUCGUGCGGACUUGGAAAGCGGAAGAGAUCUGUGCAGCUAGGAGAGCAGGGCCCAGAAAGACGGCCACUAAAUCCAGUUAAAGUGACCUGUCUCAGAGAGUUCAUUAGAAUGCACUGUGCCUCCAAUCCAGACUGGUGGAUGCCUUCAGAAGAGCAGAUCAACAAGGUGUUCAGCGAUGCUGUCGGUCACGCUCGGCAGGGCCGGGCAGUGGGGACCUUCCUCAGCAGUGGCAGCAGCAUGUACUACGAGAGCUUUGAGAGCCACCUGUCACAGGAUGACUUGUUCCUGAAGGGAUCCCAAGACAGGUCCGGGGACUGAAACAGGAGUUAGAUUCUGCAGCAGUUCAGUAUCACCACUCCUCUCCUUUAACAAAACUGAAACAGAGUCACACAAUUAUUUGGGCAUUCGGCGGCACAAUGCACCGUAUAUUUCAUGGAAGAAUAUGUUCUGGAUUAACUUGUCUACUGAUGCUUCACUAGAAGCUUGUCUGUCAUAUUAUUUUUGGUUUUGUAUCUGCAACUCUGCCUGUUCUUAGACCCUUUGUGACUAGCCAUUGGUCUUGAAAUGAGAGCUAGAGGGGUCCCCAGCUGCUUUCAAGCACUGCACGUUCAGUCCCUCAUUUCUCACUGCCUUGUGGCUCCUGUAGCCUGUGUAGGAGACAGAACUGUUGAGUCCAUUCAAAUACAAAACCCAGAAGAGCUGCUAGCAGGAUCUUCAGUAUAUAGAUCUUUUGAGAGGCACGUCUAAGUUGGAGUCAUCAGAGACUGCAUCAUUCAGAGCUGGAUGAAACACCUGCGAUCUUCAUCCUCUCAGUAACAUUCAUCUGAGUCUGGAUGAGGUCUCGGGCUGAGACAGCCCUCAGCAAGCAUUAUGUGUAUGUGAAGCCCUGUAACUUCCUGUAGACUUCAAGGGGAGGAAAACCACCCGCAGGACUCAAUCAGCUGAACCUUUUCUACCGAAAACAGUGGCCUACAGAAAAUCUCAACAAUCUUACCCAGUUGCUUACCUGGAAUGUUAUCGACUUCUAAUCACAUUGCCCAGAUCCCUCUUUUCACAUGUACAAAUUUUCCAUGACGAAUUUAAGUCAUACCAAAAUCAGUGCCGAACAUAACGGAAAGCCUCUUUUUUUUU
Messenger RNA from Polyodon spathula (Mississippi paddlefish), 2421 nucleotides. Its product is annotated as BEN domain-containing protein 4-like. The record is from RefSeq and is a predicted model, not a curated record. Lineage: Eukaryota; Metazoa; Chordata; Actinopteri; Acipenseriformes; Polyodontidae. Gene Ontology annotation, molecular function: DNA binding. The coding region runs from base 52 to 1608 and encodes 518 amino acids. The transcript is spliced from 5 exons.